CCGAGGGGAAGAGAAGGGCAGGGGAUCUGUGCCGAGGCACAGAGCGGAGCAGGCAGCCGUGGGCGCCAGGACGAUGCUGCGUCUCUGGCUGCUCCUGACUGGGCUGGUGGGGCCGGCGCAGGGCGCCUGGCCGGAACAUGAAGCUGCCUGGCCAGGGCUCGAGGCUGCCUGUGGCCCAGAAGGCUGCUAUGUUGUCUUCUUCCAGCGCCGCAGCUUCCUGGAGUCCUGGCGGAGCUGCCGGGAGCUUGGUGGAAACCUGGCCACACUCAAGCGCCACGAGGAGGCAGCCCAGGUGGCGGGGCUGCUGCAAGCCACGGGCCCAGGUACAGGGCAGCAGCGGCUCUUCUGGAUUGGACUGCAGCGCCAGCCACGCCAGUGCUUCCCUCAGCGCCCGCUGCGUGGUUUCACCUGGACCACUGGCAAUCAAGACACGUUCUACACCAACUGGGCCCGGGCUGAGCCAGCUGGGGGUGCUGCUUGCUCGGCCUCACGCUGUGUGGUGCUGACCUACGGUCCGGCCACGCAGGAGAAUUUCCAGUGGCUGGAGGGUUCGUGUACCCUGCCUGUGGACGGCUACCUGUGCCAGUUUAGCUUCACUAGCAUGUGCCCCGGGCUGGCCACUGAGGAGACAAGGACUGUGAACUACAGAACGCCCUUUGGGCAGGUCAACGGCCCCUUGAGCCACAUCCCCUUUGGCACAGUGGCAUCUGUGGCCUGUGGCAGCACAGCCCCUAUCUCCGUGCUGUGCAUGCAGAAGGACGAUGGCUCCGUGGGCUGGUCCAAGGAGGAGCCCCUGUGCGGGGAGGAGGACGGGGACUGGUGCGAGGGUGACAACGGGGGCUGCCAGCAGUUGUGUGUGGAUGAGGGGCCCAGCUACUCAUGCGAGUGCCAUGCUGGCCACGCCCUGCUGCCUGACGGGCGCUCCUGUGCUCUAGCUGAUGGCUGCCAGAACCACCCCUGUCAGUCUGAGUGUGUGCCAGGAGAGGACGGAGGAUACCGUUGCUUGUGUCCCGAGGGCUACACGCUGGCCAGCAACGGACACACAUGUGAGGAUGUGGAUGAGUGUGCCACAGGGCCGUGCGAGCAGCUGUGUGACAACUUCCCUGGCAGCUUCCAGUGCCGCUGCCACCUGGGUUAUGAAGCCGAUGAGGCUGGGGACUGCAUUGACCUGGACGAAUGUGGGAGCGCCCCAUGCGAGCACCAGUGCGAGAACACUGAGGGCUCCUACCUGUGCAUGUGCCACCUGGGCUUCAGCCCGGCUGAGGAGGCGCCGCAGAACUGUGUGGACAACGACGAAUGCCAGAUUCCUGGCGUUUGCCAGCAGAUGUGCGUCAACUACGUGGGCGGAUUCGAGUGCUACUGCACCGAGGGCUAUGAGCUGGAGGCUGAUGGCAUCAGCUGUGCCCCCCUGGCAGAGCCCCCUGCACUGGCCACCAGGGAGCAGGCCUUCUACCCGCGCUUCACGGAUGAGCAGGAGUGGGGUGCCGAGGUGCUGCAGGUUUGGGGAACAGAGGACCCUUUCGACCUGAGCCAGGAGCUCUCCAGCUCCACUGCCACCCCCCCUGACCUGCCUCCUGCCGUGCCCCACCCCAGCACUGAUCAUGCAGCCCUUCGUCCCUCCACCACCCCACCAGUGCCCACAGCCAGCCUCCCAAUCCCUCCCACAACCGCCAGCUCCUUAGAACCCACCACUGGUUCCCCAAUCCCCUGCACCAGCCCCCCAAUCCCUCCCACAUCCACUGCACCUCCAGAACCCACCACUGCCCCCCCAGGUCCCCACACCAGCCCCUCUAUCACUCCCAUGACAACUGCCCCCCCAACUCCCAGCACCAGUGCCCCAAGCCCCAGAUCUCCAAGGUCCCCUGUUGCUCCUGCCUCACCCUAUAGCAGGGAGGCAGGGGACCCUGCAGCUGACAGGGCCAGGGCUCCACUGCCCCCUUCAGAGGACCCCAGCACCUCUCUGGGUGGGGAGCGGGCAAGGAGGAAGCGGGACGACCGGUGGCUGCUGGUGGCACUGCUGGUGCCUCUCUGUGUCUUCCUGGUGAUCAUGGUGGCACUGGGCAUCGUGUACUGCACCCGCUGUGGUGCCAGGGCCAAAAGCCGCAGUGUUACACAGUGCUACCGCUGGGUCACCAGUGCGGGGGGCAAGGGGCCCCCCCACUCACCUGCAGGGACCCACCCAGCCACCUGCCGGACCAGCGUCUGAGACUGUGGAGUUCCAGAAUAUAAAGGGACCAGGAUGCUUCUCCACACUCACAGCUGGGAAAUGAGACCCCUGGCUCGGAUGCAAGGACUGGCUGCACCCCCUGAGCUGGGCCCCCGGAACCAUCUCUGAGUCCCUGGCCGGGACAUGGAGGCCAACGCCCUGGCUGGAGCAAGAGCCUUGCAGCCACCCUGACCCUCAGCUGGGACAUGGAUACUUCCAACUGGAAACUGGAGCCACCCCAACACCCUCCUCCAGCUGGAACCCUGGAGCCAUCCCUGAGCCCCCAGCUGGCACAUGAGCCCACCAUUUAUCUCUCAACCCCCCAGCUGGAGCCUGGUCCCCCCCAAACUGUCCUGCCACCAUCAUCUGGUCCCCUGGAAUUGUGCACUGGCUGUCCCCGGUGAUGGAAUCACCCCCACCCCAGAGCUAGGACUAAGACUCCACCUGCAGGGCCCCACAAUCCAGGGCAGAGACAUGGCUCCCCAGCACCCUGGCUGGGAUAUGGCCCUCCUUGUCUCCAGGUCUGGGUCCUUCCUUAUCCUGCUCCUCAGACUUCUGCCAAAAAGACACAGGAGCCAACUUCACUGGGGAUCCCUGGUUAUUGUGGAGAAUCCCUGAUGAGACCCACUGACACCCCCUCCCCUCCAGAAAAGCGAUGAGAAAGUGACAGGGCUGGAGAAAUGCUCCCAGGACUUGACAGACCCCUGGAACUAGGGGCCACAGAGCCAAGGGAAGCAAGGAGCCUGAAGCUAGGAGAAGGAGACAGUAAGGGGACUCAGAAUGGGGCUGUGAGAGGGCUCUGGGAGAGAAUGUGGGGGGCCUCUAGGGGCUUGGAGAGGCCCCAGAUGCUUUUCCAUUGUUAAUACGUGUUGCUCUCACAAUAAAGGGGUUGAGCCGGAUUGCGGCUGGACAGCUUUAGUGGGGUGGGGAGUCACCACUCCUGGGUUCCAGUCCAGACAGUUUUACUUGGGGGAGCGGGUGUCAAAAUCUGACUCCAUGAUGGGAACCUUGGAAUCGGCAUCGCGGGAGAUCCGUGUGGGGUUAUUGGCUACUGAGCCUAACCCCCGGCCAUCCAGGACUUCUGGCUCGUAUCCCAGCUCUGAGAGGCAAAUGGGGUCUGGUGGUUUGGGGGAAGGGGGAAGAGCCAGGAGUCCUGGGUCUUCCUGGGAGCAGACAGGGAUGUUUGUGUCUGCUGUUGCCUGUGUAAUUAGACUGUGAUUAAAGCUCCUGGUGGCAGGAAGCUCCCUGUACCAACUCCCCCCUCUCCUAUGGCCUUUCCCACCAAGCGAGAAAUGGCACCCCAGUGUCUGUGCCCUACUGGGGUGGGCUGGGACUUAGCUCCCCUUAAUGCUUCACUAAAGCCCGGAGCAAAGCCCAUCCCCCCAUUCCCUUGUAAACUGGGAUGUCUUCAGCUCUCACAUGAAGAGGGGGCAGGCCUGGCUCUAGAUGGGAGAUAUUCAGGAGGCUGGGAGAAGAGGCAGGGGCUCACUUCCUGCGCUAAACUACACUACAAUGAGCUGUUGCCCUGUUGCUGCACCCACUCCAGAGUUGGCUGCAUCUGCACUGGACGAGGGAUCCCUACUCCAUGCUCAGCCCCAGAAGUGGCUUCAUCUCAGUGACAGGUGAGGAAUCCCUGGUAUGAACAGCCCCCCCAUGCUCCACCCCAGAGGUGGCUGCAUCUCAGUGACAGGGACGUGAUUUCUCUAUAUACAAUGUGUACAACCCAUUAGUAAAUAUUUUAAACGGA
Messenger RNA from Pelodiscus sinensis (Chinese soft-shelled turtle), 3953 nucleotides. RefSeq names its product CD248 molecule (gene CD248). Gene Ontology annotation, molecular function: calcium ion binding; extracellular matrix binding; extracellular matrix protein binding. Gene Ontology annotation, biological process: cell migration. The record is from RefSeq and is a predicted model, not a curated record. Gene Ontology annotation, cellular component: extracellular matrix; external side of plasma membrane. Lineage: Eukaryota; Metazoa; Chordata; Testudines; Trionychidae.